Cyclocybe aegerita is the source of this 1827-nucleotide messenger RNA. Lineage: Eukaryota; Fungi; Basidiomycota; Agaricomycetes; Agaricales; Hemipholiotaceae. The record is from the annotation of a GenBank genome assembly.
AUGAGGCUUUCGCGAGGAGGCACUGUGCUGGUUUCUGUCCUCGCAGCGCGCAUACAAGCGGCGCGUAUCGACCUCCAUGUCGACAACGCGCAGGAGGUGCUCGGAAGCCCCAAAUGGAGCGCUCUUCCGAGCUCCUGGAACCUGACGGACCAAGGUAUUCGCAACACGACGAGCAAUUUCAUCUUCGACACCGCCAACACUUUCCUCCAACACUGGACGCACACCCGAUAUCGCAAUGGCCAUAACCUAGUCCCAGGCGUCGUCCCCGUCGGCACCCUCCUCUACCACGGUACAUACAAGCACGAGCUCCCCAAAGUCCCGGAAUGGCUCGCCACGGACCCAGAGCACUCCUACCUGUUCUGCCGCGAACACGACGGGACGGGCUGCUGGCAUCUCACGCUCGUGGCGACGCGUCCUUUGAAGGUGCUAUACUUCGACGGGAGCAGCGCGGCGAAGAUGCUUGGGGGCCCGAUGGACACCCAGGACUUGGUUGGGUGGGGCGAGAUCAGGCCGGAGUGGGUGUUCCAGGAAAGGAAGCGCGUGGAUGAUUUAUGUGAGUGGGGGAAGCGGUAUGGUCUCGGUGGGUUUGUGAGGAUGGAAAUGGACUUUGAAGUCAUGCUCUGCGACUUCACAACCGGCGUGCAGACCGUCUCCUUCCUCAACCUCAAAUCCAGCGGAUUCAUGCGCGGGCCACGUCCACCUCGUCCCUCUGGUUCUUCUCCUCCUUCUCCUCCACCAACCUCUUCACCCGUCAACCCACCGCCCUCUAGCCUCCACCCUCAUGGUAACGGCAUGGACGUCCGUGUACUCGAGUCCGGGAGCUGGCACAACGGCUUCCCGGGCGAGUCGCGCGUGAAGCUCGACUACUCCCGUUUGAUCUCGUUCUACGACGAGAGCACCUUCCCCAGCCUACGCGCCGCAAGGGAGGGUCAGGAGAGGUGGGACCACCGUCUUGCUGGGAUAAGCAAGGAGGAUGUGCAGACGAUGUUCAGGCGCCUGGGCGAACUUCUCAAGGGCUGGGACGGGAGAGUCGAGGGGGAUAGUGGUGUGGACUGGCAGACACUGCUGAAGACUGUGGCGGAGAGAUACGACGACCGGCUGGAGGUGCUGCAGUAUAUCCUCAAUGUGACAGAGGUAGACGACGCGAGGGAUGUUCUCGAUCGCGCGCAUAGUCACGUUGACGGCCUGCUCGCGCCGUACGUCCUCCACUCGUCUGUGCCUCCCAAGACCCCGACAGAAGGGUACACCUGGGCCGAGCCGGUCUUUGAGCAGUGCUCUACCACCCAUACGAGCUACCUCGACUCUGAUGUGUUCCAGUCAGUGCUCACGCCGUCAGAACGCCUUCUGCUGAGCGCGGUCAACAACGUCUCGAAGGAGAUCUGCCGUAUACUCGUACUGGUGUGGGCAGAGGGCGAGGAGCUUGGGCUGAGCGACGCAGAACGUGACGACGGGUUGACUACAACUCUCAGCGUGUCCGAGGCGAAGGAUGUCCUCGCGAAGUGGACAACCAGCGUCGAAAGCCUGAUGGGCUGGUUGGACUGGAGCUAUUGGGUCAAGUGUCGGCCUGCGUGCAGCUACGAGGAAAUGUGCUACCUCCCCACCUGGCCGUUCUUCGGUGGUGGACCUAGAGGUCCACGACCGCCCAAGAACUCGGAUGAGGACAAGGAUAGGUACUCCUCGAAGUUCUUGAACUGGGUAUGGGGCCUCGAGAGCUCUGUGCCUCCUGGACUGGGAAGCCGCAGUGUUCUUCCUGGAGGGGGCGAUGAUGACUGGUCGAGGCCUCAGCCGAGGUGUAUUCGGAGGAUGGAGCCUUACGCUGGCGUCUGA